UUUGUUUGCGUAACUCGUGCUUUUCCUAUCAUUUUGCAGGGCCGUUUUGAAAUUCUUUGCUUAUCAGGCUCUUAUCUACCAUCUAAUACCGGCGGAACACGUGGCCGUACUGGGGGCCUAAGUGUAUCUCUCUCUGGCGCUGACGGUCGUGUACUCGGCGGUGGUGUUGGUGGACGGCUAACAGCUGCAACCCCUGUACAGGUGAUUGUCGGAAGCUUCAUGUACGGCGGAACGAAAGCGAAGAACAAAGCAAGCAGCAGUCAGGAUCCAGGUGCUGAACCCGACUCACCUAUUGGUGCUACUUCUAGCACACCCACUAUUACACCGCCCAAUCAAAAUCUGACGCCUGUGAUGGGAGGAUGGUCUUCUUCGAGGCAUUUGGAAAUCAGGCCAGGCCAUAUUGACAUUGACUUGACUCGCGGGUAAGAGGAAGUUGUGUACUUAACUGUGCUGUGUGUAUAACAGGCGGGCUUUGUAUUGAUGGGGGAAAUCGGAAAGUAUAAUCUUUCCGAUGGCUCUUGAACUUUGCAUCGUUUACUUUGAAAGUUGUGCUAACUUCUUCUUUUUUUUUUUAUCUUUGUUGCACCUAAUUGAAAACUGGUUCUCACAUCUAGCUAGGUACUUAUUCUACUGUCGCUUUUCAGUGUGUACAACUCUUAUUGAAUUGCUAUAUUCUGCUGUUACUGUUAUGAGCUGAAGUAGGCAAGAAACAGGAAAUUGGCCUUUUUCUGCGACUAGAGACCCGAAAUUGAAGUUGAGAUGUACAUUUUGUUUGUCAA
Messenger RNA from Ananas comosus (pineapple), 779 nucleotides. Its product is annotated as AT-hook motif nuclear-localized protein 9-like. The transcript has 2 exons. The record is from RefSeq and is a predicted model, not a curated record. NCBI's taxonomy places the organism in Eukaryota, Viridiplantae, Streptophyta, Magnoliopsida, Poales, Bromeliaceae. Gene Ontology annotation, molecular function: minor groove of adenine-thymine-rich DNA binding. The annotation marks the transcript as partial.